AUGACAUCGCAACCCGUCGUCCUCGCACCAGCAACUCCUUCAGAGCUUCUAUCAUAUAUCACAUCAUACUACAGAUAUCCUGCAACACUGAUCAUCGGCUCCUCUAAAGCCGAGUUUCACACAGCACUCGUUGAAGAUAUCACCCAUCAUCUCACUGUCCAAGAUGAACAACUCCAACAAGACAACCCAGAGAACUCAGCAACAGAACCCUCUCAUGUUCUUCUAAAGGCAACACUAUAUCAAAUCGCUAUUUCCCGCCAUAUAAGAAUUCUAUUUGCGCCAACAGUCACACAUCUGCGUGCCCAUCUUUCCGUCUUCACGCCUAAAAACUCCUUGGUUCCAGCACCGCCAAACCACGCCCCUGACUCUCGUACACCUGUUCUUCUGGUAUAUGGCCUUCUGGCCCUUCAUAGAGACGCAAGUGAGUGGUCUGCGCAAGGAAUUGGGAACACCGCUGCGCUGCUGGUCGAUGCCGCGUCACGGAAUGGGUUCAAAGCAGCUGUUAUUGAGCCAAAAGGUGUAGGCGGACAUGAGGAUCUAGGACAGCUUGGAGGAGAAAUGAUACCCUUAUUAAAUGGAACUGCGAAAAGGGAUGAUGGAACAUGGAGUGGGCGGACUGUCAGCAUCAAACAAGUUUUGAAUCGAUGGUUCAAGUUCGAGGUUGAGGAUCAUUAA
This is a messenger RNA of Fusarium pseudograminearum CS3096, 675 nucleotides long. RefSeq lists its product as uncharacterized. Bases 1 to 675 code for a protein of 224 amino acids. The record is from RefSeq and is a predicted model, not a curated record. The transcript has a single exon. Lineage: Eukaryota; Fungi; Ascomycota; Sordariomycetes; Hypocreales; Nectriaceae.